AUGGAGAAGAAGGAACUCAUCGAGAUUCGAGAACAAAAGAAAAAGGAAAACAGGAAAGGUGAAGUUUUGUUCUCCAUAAAUUCUUCAAAAACAUCUGCUGAUCAAGAAUCUAGAUUUAGUAACAUUGAUGGUACUUCUCAAAAUACAAGUGCUUCCCAUGCUCAGAAGUUUACAGUUCCUCCUAUUUUCCAGGCUUCCACUUCAAAUCAAGAAUCGACUAAUAUUGUUCAUUCUAAAGUACGAGGAUUUUCUAACCUAUUGAACAUAUCAACUAAUGCAUAUGUAUUACCGACAUGGAACCACUGCGAACAUUGUGGUGCACGAAAAUUUUAUAGAGAAACUAAAUGGUUUUGUUGUUCUGAUGGAAAAGUUAAAGUUUAUGUGCCUGAUUCACCGACUGAAUUGUAUGAUUUAUUUACUUCCAAAGAACCUGAAUGCAUGGAAUUUAAGAAAAUUGCACGUGGAUAUAAUAACCAUUUUGCUUUCACUUCGUUUGGUGUAAAAUGUGAUAAAGAACUUUUUAGAACAUAUAAAGUAAAUCCAUAUAGUAGAUUCUUUAGGUCUUUAAGUAAUAUGACUAAUGUGCAUGACCAUCCAAUACAAAUAAGAUGCGAUCCUGGACUUGAUCAAAGAGUUGUCAAUACUUCUUCGGCAUCUCAAGUAGCUGUUGUAUGGGUUGAGAAUGAUGACAAUGCAAAUAUUCGUGCUCAUGAUAUUACUAUAUAUGGUCAUUCUAGAGAUUCCCAUAGGGUUCAUUAUUAUUAUGCUUUUCCUAGCGCAAUAAAUUUUGCAACCAAAAUCAUUGAAAAAGAGGCCGAAGUGCUCAAUGGAAUGAAGAAACGAUCUCAGGUUUCUUGUCGAGAGUACUAUUCCUACAAGUUACAAAUUAGACCUUCUGAUAUGUACGUUAAGAUUGAAACUACCAGAUUAGACUAUUUUCGUAGCAACCAAAAGAAAAUUUGUGCUGAACUUUAUCAAGGUAUUGUAGAUAGUAUUCAAAAUGGAGAAACAAGAGGGUCAAAAAUUGGUAAGAAGAUUGUUCUACCACAGACUUUCACAUAUGGGCUUAGAGAUAUGCUCAAAAGAUAUUUAGAUGUAAUGACUAUCGUUCAACGCUAUGGAAAACCAGAUAUAUUUCUAACUAUAACUUGUAAUCCAAAUUGGCUUGAAAUUACGGAAGAACUGAAAUACAAUGACGAAGUUCAAAAUCGACCAGAUUUAAUUGCACUGUCAUGUGAAAUUCCAAAUAAGAAUAAAUACUUGCAUCUUCAUUCUGUAAUUGCAAAACACAAUAUGCACGGUCUUUGUGAAAAUCUUAAUCCAAAAAAUGUGUGUAUGUUGGCAAGCAGUGGUUGUAAAAAUAAAUAUCCUAAGAAUUAUUGUAACAGUAAUAUAUUUGGUGAUAACUCAUAUCCGUUGUAUAGACGUCGUAAUAAUGGUAUUUCUAUUAAAGUGAGAGGUCAAAUGUUAGAUAAUCGAUGGGUUGUACCCUAUGAUCCUUAUUUAAGUGCAAAAUUUGACUGUCAUACUAACGUUGAAGUAUGUUCUUCUAUUAAAGCAGUAAAGUAUUUGUGCAAAUAUGUGUAUAAAGGAUAUGAUCAAAUUUAUCGUACUGUUUAUACUUUACAACUUCAUAUUAAAGAUCAUCAACACGUAACUUACAAUAAUAAAGAUGAUUUAUCUAUUAUUAUUGGGAAUGAGUAUACGAGAAGAACAAUGUUAACAGAAUUUUUUCGGAUGAAUGAAGCAAAUAAAUUUGCUCGAACAUUGUUGUAUCGAGAUUUCCCAACACAUUUUGUGUGGAAUGCAAAUGAGAAAGUUUGGACUCCUAGAAAACAACACAUUGUUAUAAGACGAAUUGUGACAGUUAAUCCACCUAAAGGAGAACGAUAUUUCCUUCGUGUUCUUCUGAAUCAUAUUAGAGGUCCAACAUCAUUUGACAGUUUUAAAAUUUUAAAUGGCGUAACUAUUAAUACAUAUCGAGAAGCAGCACUUUUACAUGGUUUGUUAAAAGGGGAUAAUCGUUGUGAAGAAUGUCUAUCCGAAGCUAUUAUUUACAAAAUACCUAAUUCUCUAAGACGCCUUUUUGCAACACUUUUUACACUUUGCAGCCCUAAUCAUCCAAAGCUAUUGUGGGAUAAAUAUAAAGCCUAUAUGAUUGAUGAUUAUGUACAUCGAAACAUAUAUGUUGAAGAUGCUGAAAUACAAGUUUUGGAAGACAUCAAUUCUAUAUUAGAAUCAUUAGCUAAAAACGUAAAUGAUUACGGAAUAGUUUCAUUCUUCGUAAAUAUAGAUGAGACUCAAAGAUUGACAAGAAUGGUUGCAGAGAAAACAAUCAAUUUCAAUAUUGAACGAGCCUUCAAUUAUGUAGAGCAAUUAAAUAAAGAUCAACGAUUUGCAUAUGAUAUAGUUAUGGAAAAAAUAAAAAAUGAAUCAAGUGGUACUUUCUUUAUUAAUGGUCCAGGGGGAAUAGGGAAGACUUUUUUAUACAAAGCUCUUCUAAUUAGUGUAAGAAGUCAAAAUUUCAUUGCUUUGGCAACAGUGUCCUCUGGAGUUGCUGCAUCUUUGUUGCCUGGAGGCCGCACAGCUCAUUCAAGAUUUAAAAUUCCUUUGGAAACAAUUGGUGAAGUGAAUUGCUCUGUUAGCAAGCAAUCAACUUUAGGAAUGUUGUUGAAAAUGUCUAGGUUAAUAAUUUAG
This is a messenger RNA of Olea europaea var. sylvestris, 2697 nucleotides long. RefSeq lists its product as uncharacterized. The record is from RefSeq and is a predicted model, not a curated record. The transcript has 9 exons. Bases 1 to 2697 code for a protein of 898 amino acids. Gene Ontology annotation, biological process: telomere maintenance; DNA repair. Lineage: Eukaryota; Viridiplantae; Streptophyta; Magnoliopsida; Lamiales; Oleaceae. Gene Ontology annotation, molecular function: DNA helicase activity.